AUGACAUUAGUCGCUGGCGCUACGGGUGGUGCUGGAGAUGGAGGCAAGAAGCCCAACCAGUUCUUCGCCGCCGGUGGUGAUAAGCAGUCCAGCCUCUGGCUUUACGAGACUCGCUCGGCUAAGUUACAGAUUCAAGUUCAAGGUUUGUCUCUCGGACCUCAUCAGCGCGUCCUGGCUGUCCAUCGCGACGACGAUGAGGCGUACCUGGCUCCGACCAGCCUUCGUUUCCGCAAUGAGGCCCCGACUGUCCUUCAGUUCUUUGGCAUGAACACUCAGCGUGGCUACUACGACUCUAACGUUGAAGCUGUCAUUCAGCAAGCCGCCGCCUCUAACCGCAUCUUCAUCGGCGAUAACCGCUGCUCCCGCUGCCAGAGCACCCGAGCAAACAUCCAGUUUGCUAACUGCGCCCAGUCCUACUAUCAAGGUCAGCUGCUGAACUUCGGUGCCUGCAACAAGUGCGUGCUGAACGGCAACACUACUCGCUGCUCAUUCUACUCUGAGCCCGCGCUCCCUUCGGGUCAAGCUAGUCCUCAGCUUGGAGAGAUUAUAUCCACCAACACCAUCGCGCGUCCAAACCAUCCCGCGUUUCCUUCGGCGCGUGCGCGUGAGCGUGCUUCGAGCAACGCCUCCCGCUCCUCAGCUGGCCCUGGUGGUGCUUAG
Molecule: messenger RNA, 660 nt
Organism: Bipolaris oryzae ATCC 44560
Lineage: Eukaryota; Fungi; Ascomycota; Dothideomycetes; Pleosporales; Pleosporaceae
Exons: 4
Coding region: 1-660 (219 amino acids)
Source: RefSeq, a predicted model, not a curated record